CAGUAAAUACAUGCAGUUUGAGAACUUGAGCAGUGCGCAUUUCACCAGAGAUGUGGGCAGCUCUCCUGUGCCUUUUGGCUUUAGCCGGCGUCGGACGGCCAGCCGAAAACGCCUCUGAGAAAGCGGUCGAAGAAAAACCAAAAAUAGCCAGAGGAAAGCUGCUGGCGCCCAGUGUGGUGGGAUGAUCCAUCAAGAAGAUGCCGGAGCUCAGGGAGUUUCUGAUGGAGCGCUGGGCUCUGUAUCAUAACCUGGAAUACGACUCCGGGGAGGACAGGAACCCCCGACUCAUUUUCUACGACGAGAAAGAUGAAGUUGUAAAGACCGUCCCGGUGAAGAAGAUGAAAGCGGACGAGAUCAGCGCCCUGCUCGACUCUCUGGGCUUCUACCGGAGGACUCAGAAGGGCGAGGACAUCCCGGAGGAGUUCCAGAACUUUCCGCUGCGCGCACCACGGGACGAGCUGUGAUCGCACGCGCGCCUCCGCGCGCCUCCAUUGCCGCUGCACGGUCGAAAAUGACGUCGGGGACCCCAAGACCCGACCGCGUCCGGUCCUCGACUGAAAAUAAGGGCUCCCUGCAGACUGCGCAAAAGAUGGCCGCCGCGUACAUUUUAAUAAUAAAAAAUAUAAAUAAUUGUAAAAA
Messenger RNA from Anguilla anguilla (European eel), 639 nucleotides. RefSeq names its product selenoprotein e (gene selenoe). The transcript is spliced from 4 exons. The record is from RefSeq and is a predicted model, not a curated record. NCBI's taxonomy places the organism in Eukaryota, Metazoa, Chordata, Actinopteri, Anguilliformes, Anguillidae.